Molecule: messenger RNA, 861 nt
Organism: Rosa rugosa (rugosa rose)
Lineage: Eukaryota; Viridiplantae; Streptophyta; Magnoliopsida; Rosales; Rosaceae
Exons: 1
Coding region: 1-861 (286 amino acids)
Molecular function (GO): catalytic activity
Source: RefSeq, a predicted model, not a curated record
AUGAAUUGCAUUGCUUGGAACUGUCAAGGCCUGGGUAAGCCUUUGACAGUGCAAUCAUUGAGGGAGAUUGCCCACUCCCAUACACCAGAUUUUAUUUUUCUUUCGGAAACUCACAAAUGUUAUAGCUAUGUUGAUUCUAUUCGUACACAGUUGGGUUACACCCACAGCUACUACGUGGAUCCUGUGAACACGGCAGGAGGUUUAAGUUUAUGGUGGAAGGAAGAUUUUUUGGUGAAAGUGAAUGACUACUCCAAAUACUUCAUUGAUACGGAAAUUACUCUUCCGGAUUCGGGCUCUUUGAUCCGAGUCACUUGGAUGUAUGGCCCACCAUACCAUGGGGAGAAGGAGAAUUUCUGGAACAGAUGGUACAAUAAAAGAAGACCUGAUGGCAACCCUUGGAUGGUGAUUGGGGACUUGAAUGAAAUGUUGUUUCUGCAUGAACGUGAAGGGAUCACCCCUGGGAACCUGAAUAGAAGAAGAUACUUAGAGCAGUUUGUUGCCUCUAAUUGUCUUAUGGAUGUUGGUUUCAAGGGACAAAAGUAUACUUGGGCCCGAAAAGAAGAUGGUAUAACUGUACUACAAGAAAGGAUUGAUCGAUGUUUAGUAUGUGAUGAAUGGCUCCUCAGUUGGCCAAAUUCAGGUGUCACUCAUCUCACAAGGAUAGGAUCGGACCACAAUCCAAUCCUAUUCACCUCCAACCCAAUUUUGAGUAAGAGGAGGGGCCAAUUCAAAUUCGAGGCCCAGUGGGCUGAAGAGGAGGAAACUUACUCAGUCAUACAUGACAGCUGGAAUUGUAGCACCAACCUGCCAAACUUAUCACAGUGGGAGAACAAUCUGAACAAUUGUAAAGUUAAUCUAUAG